AUGACUAUCAGCAAUAAAAAAAGGCAGCAAUUACAGGCUCUUGAAAAGGCCAGGGCCAAUCAAAAACGUAUAAAAACAGCUCAUUUUGACAAUGAAGACAACAACAACAAAAGUGUAUUCAAGCCACUGGACUUGUACAAUGACUCUGAGACAUCACUCUGCAGACUAGGAGUGGAUGUAGUCUAUAUAGCCCCUGACCCCUGUGGCUCCGAACUGGAUCAUCCUCCAGCUUAUCCCAAUUCCCCCAAUUCUUUUGACUCUGACUCUUCUGAUUCUGAAGGAGAUUCCGACUCUGGCUCUAGCAGUGGAGAACUCCCAUGGGAACUUAGUUAUUACCGCCCACCAACUGUUGCCCAAGCGCAGACAGCACUUGCCACACUUGAUUCUGCACGCCGGACCCAACUUCCAUCAGGUGGAUACAAGUACAAAGACCUGGACCGGAUCACUGCUGAGCGAUACACUGCAAUACAAGCCUGUCUGAACCAAUUCCUUGAGGCUGAGCCAAAAGGAAAGAAAUUUAUUCAGGCAUCCAAGGAUGCAGCAUGUAUGCAUAAUCGAAGAGAUACAUAUGCCCAAACAAUCCGUAAAUGGACCCGUCGACUCAUCAAUUAUGGUGACUUACCUGGGAAUAUCCAAGGUUGGUGGAACGUAUCCACACUGGAGGAUGAGGAUGUGUCAUCUGCAAUCAGGCUUCACUUACAGAAAGCUGGGAAGUUGGCGGGUGCACAGGAUGUGGUGGACUUUCUGUCUGAUCCAGAGGUAUACAUACCUUUCCUGAAGAAAAUCGAGCGGCGGCGAAUAAUUUAUAAUCGGGAUGGUGUUGAAGAUCCUACACGUCCAUUGCGAUUACUACCUGGCGAGAAACCCAUUAUUUUGUGGUUUCACGACGAGACAAUUUUUUACGCAAACGAUUGUUGUAAAGUUCGAUGGGUCUUUGUUGGAGAAAGCCCAGUACCACACAAGAAAGGAGAGGGGUGUAGUUUAAUGGUGGCCGACUUUGUGUGUGCAGAGUUUGGGUGGUUGCGUGGACCGAAUGGUGAAUCUGCGAGAGUAACAAUGUUUCCCGGGGGCAACAAAGAUGGAUGGUUUACAAACAACCGUGUCAUUCUUCAACUAGAGGAUGCUGUCAAAAUUGUCAACGAACACUUCCCCCAGUUCACUCACAUAUUUGUGUACGACAAUGCUCCUUCGCACACGAAACGCUCGCUUUCCUCACUUUCCGCUUAUGGAAUGCCCAAGGGUCCGCUUCUGGACUGGCCUUACUACAAGGACAAGGACGACAAACGCGUGUUUGUGAGAAUGGAGAAUGGUUUUCUCCCAGACGGCUCACCCCAGGAGUUCUAUGACCCAAACAAACCCAAUCGUUUCAAGGGAAUGUCGUGGAUUCUUCGAGAGCGCGGUCUCGGUCAUCUUGCCGAUUUGAACGCAGUUUGCACGAAGGGAUGUGAACCAGGGAAGACUGACUGUUGCUGUCGUCGGGUAAUGAUGAACCAGCCAGAUUUCAAUAAUCGUGAAUCAGGCUUACAAGAGGCUGCUCGAGAGCUGGGAACUGAAGUGGUAUUUCUCCCAAAGUACCACUGUGAGCUGAGUAUGAUAGAGCAAGUCUGGGGAUACGCAAAAAGAGACUAUCGAGAUAAUCCCCCUAAUAGUAGCUCAAAAAAGUUGAAGGAGAACGCACUAAAGGCAUUAGAAUCACCCCCAAUUUUAUCGAUGCGCAAGUUCGCUGCUCGUUCUCAACGUUUUGCCGAUGGAUAUGACCAUGGUAUGGACGGGUCCCAAGCUGCUGCGUGGGCUACAACGAUAUUCAAACAUCACCGAGAGACCCCAGCACAUAUUCCGUACGACGAGAUUGCUCCUAACUAUAAAGAAUGGGAUCGACUAAUCAUGCCGCUCUCCGUUAUUACGGCAACUAGUGCCGCGGCGUUGGCCAUACCUUCCCCGUUCGAUACUCCAAACUUGAACUGGGUUGCGACAGCGCUUUACGUUGUAGCAUUCGGUCUCUCUCUUGAAGGCCUCGUCCUGAUCAUGUACCUCACAGUAUUUGGCGCAGGAUCUGAUCCAGAGAUGAUUGGUCGUCUGGCCUCGGGUAAGGGCUUUUUGGUCGGGAUGUCUGGUCCUGUGGCGUUUGUCACCGCGUUACCGACAGCCAUUACAACCUAUUCCUCCUUGUUCUUGCUCGCCGGCCUGCUGGUAAUGACUAUAGUAGCAGACGAUCCAAGCGAUAUCAAGGAUCAUGCCCUCCUCAUCCCACUUCAGCCUUGA
Molecule: messenger RNA, 2262 nt
Organism: Rhizoctonia solani
Lineage: Eukaryota; Fungi; Basidiomycota; Agaricomycetes; Cantharellales; Ceratobasidiaceae
Product: DDE superfamily endonuclease
Exons: 9
Coding region: 1-2262 (753 amino acids)
Molecular function (GO): nucleic acid binding
Source: RefSeq, a predicted model, not a curated record